UGGAGGAGGAGAGGAGAAGCUGGCUGGGGAGUGUCGUCGCCUGAUGCGACGAUGCGACGACGGUACACCAUGGUUUCACUGCUCUCGUCUGUGUUUCGACAACCGCAUUGCUCAUUGAUUGGCAAGCAGGCUGGGACUGGGUUGCUUUUACGCUGCCAAGUGCACGAUAUUGCCAGGGGAAAGCAGAAAGUUCCAGCGCACAGCCAGAGGGCUUUGGACAAAGGAACGGGAUUCAACAAGGACGCUGUUGUGGUCGUUUCUCUUCCCUCGCUGCACUAUCACUCACCACUGCUUUCUUGAGGGACUUUCUGCGGCAUACGCUUGCCGCUCAUGAAUACAUGGGUCGUAUGAGGUUUGUGGACUGGACGGCAUCUCAGCAAGGGUAGCGGCUCCUUCGGGCGGAUAUAGUAUACACAUAGUACUUGGAAGACUACUCGCGAGUCGGGUG
This is a messenger RNA of Zymoseptoria tritici IPO323, 448 nucleotides long. RefSeq lists its product as uncharacterized. The transcript has a single exon. Lineage: Eukaryota; Fungi; Ascomycota; Dothideomycetes; Mycosphaerellales; Mycosphaerellaceae. The record is from RefSeq and is a predicted model, not a curated record. Bases 52 to 300 code for a protein of 82 amino acids.